CGCGUACAAUGUUUUUUUCCCCCCCACUGACACACGACAACUUUCGGAGAGGAAACCUAAGAGACGCUUCGACUGUCGUUUUCUCUGUUUCCACGGUGAUGCAUCUCAGGAGCACCUGCAUUAAUAAGCACUGCAUCAUCUGACCUGAUCCUGGUCGGCUAAACUCAUCUCGCCGCCCUCUGACAGUCACUCAUUGACAGGUGUGGGCCUCACCAGUUCCAGUAUGGACGCUGAAGAUGCCCACUUCGGGCAGGGCGUGUUUGGGGCUCAGUUCUCUAACCCAGCCAUGAGCAUAAUCGGGGCUGAGGAUGAGGAUUUCGAGAAUGAUCUGAAUGAAGUGUGGGAUGAGCAGUCCAAACACUUCAACAGUGUCAACCAGUUGAAGGAUCGGCCGACCCACCUGCUGGUCUUCAUGCAACAUGUCAUUCUGCAGUUUGACCCUGCUCCCCUGCUGUGUUACCUCCAUGCUGACCUCUUCAGGAACCUCAGUGCCAAAGAGACCAAGAAGCAAUUUGUGGAGUUCUACAACACUUUCUUGGACAAGAGUGCAAUUCUCAGAGUGUCAAUACCACCUAGUAUAGCCUAUGAAUUGGACCGAACCCGUCCAGAUCUGCUCCCUGAGGAGACCCAAAGGCGUUAUGCUCAGGAGGUUCAGGUCGUGCAGGCUGCUGAAGUGGCCAAGCAGCUGGAAGAUUUCAGGCAAAAGAGGAUGAUGGGCAUGACCCCCAACGAGGCUGAGCUCAUCGACGUGGAGAGCCACUAUCCCACCGACCGCAUCCCGAUGGAGAUGAAAGAGAAGUCUGUAGCUGAGAACCUGCUGGACAAGAUGUCUGAGACACAACCUACAAUUGUCUCGGACGAGGAAAAAUGCCAAUCCAUCUUUUCAGCGGUGGCCUUCUACAUGAAGCACCUUGGGGUUAAAACCAGAGCAGUUGACAGUAAGAAGUCCAGAGGGGGCUUCUUCAGGAGGCAACUAGUAAAGAAUAAGAAGGAUGAAUCCACAAAGGGCAAGCCCAGAGGGGUGUUUCCUGGCAUCCCCAGCUGGAUUGCAGGCAACACUGAGGUCAAACCUAAAACGGAGGCUGAAGCGGAAAAGGAGAAAGUGAAUCCGGAGCGUAAGGGUCUAGCUCCCGGCAGAGGCUCCCUGACCGACCCCGCGGCCCCGUCCCUCCCCAGCAAGAAGUCUGGUCCCAGUGCAAGUCCUGCCUCUCUGCCUGGGUUAGAGAUCAGUGAUGGCUCAGGCAACAACGUCAGCACAGCCAACAGCCCUGAGUCUUCACACAUCGAUGGCCUCUCAAGCAAUCGCUUGGAGCCUCCGACCCUGUUUGACGGGGGUGAUGUGUCCCCCGUCGGGUUGGGAGGAGGGGUGACUGUCGGGGAGACCCUGUCACCUAGCGACACUCCCACAGAGGAAAACCUGGAGAAAGAAAGACGGAAGACAAGUAGGAAAGUGGCGCGUAGCGAGAGUGCCCGCGUGGACCGGCACUCCUCUCGGCGCCGUGGCUCGUCCCGGGCCAAACAGUCUCGCUCCCGUAGUGAUGUGGACCUCCAGCCUCCGUCCUCCACGACAACACCUGCCCUGUUCACCCCCCAGCACCUCCAUCCUUUUGAUGGACCAGUUUUAGCUCCUGAAGGGCCCGGCAACUCCCCAACCAGCCCGUCCCCACAGCUGGAGGAGAUGGAACCGCGCCUCCUGGAGUUUGAGCACGACCCGCCCAACUGGAGGGAGCUAGCCUCCCCUGAAGCCCUGUCCAGUCUCGGCAAGAAGGAGACCAAGAGGCAGGAGGUCAUCAAUGAGUUGUUUGCAACUGAGCAUGCCCACGUGCGGAUGCUCAGCGUCCUUCAGAUGAUAUUCUCCAGGCCUUUGGAGAGAGAGGAGCUCCUGACCUCCACUGAGCUGGCCGCCAUCUUCCCCAACCUGGAUGAGAUCAUUGAAAUGCACUAUAACUUCUAUGAGAACCUGAAGAAACUGCGUUUGGACGACAACUUCAUAGUCAAAUCCAUCAGCACGACGGUGCUCAACAGAUUUGAGGGUACAGAAGGGGAGUGGUUCCAGAAAUUGACAGCCCGGUUCUGCAGUCACCAGUCGUGGGCCUUGGACCAGAUCAAGAGCAGGCAGAAGAAAGAGCCACGCUUCAACUCCUUCAUACUGGAGGCAGAGAGUAAGCCCCAGUGCCGCAGGCUGCAGCUCAAGGACAUCAUUCCCAUAGAGAUGCAGAGACUGACCAAAUACCCGUUGCUGCUGGAGAAUAUUGCUAAGAAUACAGACGACCCGGCAGAGAAGGACAGGAUCCAGCAGAGCGCAGAGUGCUGCAGAAAGAUCCUCAACCAUGUCAAUGAGGAGGUCAAAGUGAUGGAGAACCUAUUGACUCUGAAGGACUACCAGCGUAGAUUGGACACGUCAGGGCUCAAACCCAGUAAUGAGCUUUAUACUGAAUAUAAGAACAUCGACCUGACUCAGAAGAAGAUGCUUUAUGAAGGCCCUCUGACCUGGAGAGUCACAAAAGAGAAAGCGAUUGAGGUGCAGUGUGUGUUGCUCGGGGACCUGCUGGUGCUCCUGCAGCGGCAGGAUGACAAGAUGGUCCUCAAAUGCCAGAGCAAGAGUAACAUUGCCGUGCAGGAGGGCAAGCAGAUGCUGAGUCCAAUUAUCAAGCUGGACUCUGUCUUCCUACGUGAGGUGGCCACAGAUCGAAAGGCCUUCUAUGUGAUAUUUACCUGGGACAGCGGUGCUCAGAUCUAUGAACUGGUGGCCCAGUCUGUUGGAGAGAGGAAAAUCUGGACUGAUGUAAUAAAAACUGCAGUGGAUGAUCUAAAGAAGAGUGGAGCACCCAUGAGGCUGACGUUGCCUCCUGGAAGUGGCGGAGCUCCCUUCAGUCCCUCCACGCUGACUGCCCCUUUGAGCCCGACUGAGAAUGGGGGUUUGAAAAGCAGCAGCGAUCGAGAUAAGGACAGCUUGACGGAUGACAAGUCUUCAGACCCCAGGCACAGGCUGAUUGAUUUCCUGUCAGAAAAGGGCUUCGACUUGAUAGGCCACUCCAACAGCGAUCAGGAGAAGGUGGCCAGCAGUGCUUUGGAUGAAGUCAAGUCCCUGAAAAGGCUGUUGGUCGGCAGCAUCAGUCUAUCAGAAGACUCACAGCCCAGUGAAGAAAACGGAGAGGAGCAAUUAGAGAGGCCCAGUCAAGAAAUGGAUAGCUUUCAGUCAACAGACGAAAGCCAGACCACAGACGGAGCGGAGGAGGAGAACGAUAACUCUUACGAAAAAGAAGGUGCAGGGGCGAAGGGAGAGGAGGAGAAGAGCAUCAGUGCGCCCCUGGUGCUGUCCCAGGAGAGGUUGGAGGAAGUGUGCAGGAGGCUCCUCAGUCUACAGGAACAACUGAAGAGACUACAGACUGUAGAAGAGGAGCAUCACAGGCUGCAGGAGGCCCUUUCCAAGUUCUCACUGGAGGGGGGUAACUUCCAGUAAGACGCCAUCACGCCACCUGCUGGCCACUAGAUUUUUACUGGUGCUGGUUUGGAGUGCAACAGUUACUUUCAGAGGCUUCCCUGGAAAUUCGUCAAUCCUCACGUCUGGACCCUUGCUGCAUUAGAGGGCUUCAUGCACGCUGCAGUGGUUCAGUGAUGGAGCAUGG
Messenger RNA from Chelmon rostratus (copperband butterflyfish), 3629 nucleotides. It is a transcript of the gene arhgef1, whose product is annotated as Rho guanine nucleotide exchange factor (GEF) 1b. Lineage: Eukaryota; Metazoa; Chordata; Actinopteri; Chaetodontiformes; Chaetodontidae. The transcript is spliced from 33 exons. Gene Ontology annotation, biological process: intracellular signal transduction; G protein-coupled receptor signaling pathway. Gene Ontology annotation, cellular component: cytoplasm. Bases 224 to 3463 code for a protein of 1079 amino acids. Gene Ontology annotation, molecular function: guanyl-nucleotide exchange factor activity; G protein-coupled receptor binding. The record is from RefSeq and is a predicted model, not a curated record.